Molecule: messenger RNA, 2396 nt
Organism: Hemiscyllium ocellatum (epaulette shark)
Lineage: Eukaryota; Metazoa; Chordata; Chondrichthyes; Orectolobiformes; Hemiscylliidae
Gene: dcaf13
Product: ddb1 and cul4 associated factor 13
Exons: 11
Coding region: 717-2054 (445 amino acids)
Biological process (GO): maturation of SSU-rRNA from tricistronic rRNA transcript (SSU-rRNA, 5.8S rRNA, LSU-rRNA)
Cellular component (GO): small-subunit processome; nucleolus
Molecular function (GO): protein binding
Source: RefSeq, a predicted model, not a curated record
CCCAGGUUCGAUGUGUCCGGUUUGUUCGCAAGCAACCUAAGGAUUCGUCCGGCAGUGACAUUCCCCCAUCCCCUUCCCCCGCCUUCCCCAGUUCAUUCUCAGGCCCGCACCAGCCAGACCACCCUGUUCUGACUCGUCCACUAUCCUGCCACAUGUCGUCCUCCGAGGCUGGAUAACACCUCAGACACCGCUGAGUGUAGGUGACAGACUAUCUGCUGGUCACUAUCCUUUUCUGCUUUAACGGAAAGUGUGCGUGAGAUACGGUGAAAUUCAGAACUCCCUUUUACCUGCGAACCUGAUCUUGACCAGAUCGAGCGGGUGCAACGCCAGCGUGGAGACCACCCCGCCGCUGAUACCAGCCACCAGGUUCUCAUACUUCACCAGCUCCAAGAACUUGAGCAGGGCACCUGUCCAGCUCAGCUCAGCAUCGGGGGCCUGCCCGGCUCCUGAGGACAUUCCUCUUCUCCGUGAGAGCCCCUUGGAGCCAAAUAACAAGCGACACCAAUAGAAGAGGGGCAACUGCCAGGCACGCGCGUCAGAGGGCAGAGGGCAAAGGGCAAGGCGCCGCUAUCGCUCCGCCCCUUACGUCAACGUUUUCACGGCGGGGCCUGGUAAUUCGUGGCCUAACGAAUAGACGGAGGUCACGGCUAAAUUUGAAAGCGAGUUGAUAAGGUUUACAUAGUCGUUGAGCUAGACUGGAAUUGGCUCUCCGUACAAUGAAGGUGAAAAUCCUGUCCCGCAAUCCGGAUGAUUAUGUUCGAGAAACGAAGAAUGAUAUUCAGAGAGUUCCAAGGAAUUAUGAUCCUGUACUGCAUCCUUUUGAGAUACCAAGGGAAUACACGAGAGCACUGAAUGCAACCAAGCUGGAACGGGUUUUUGCUAAACCUUUUGUAGCAUCAUUGGAUGGUCAUGGGGAUGGAGUGCAUUGUAUGGCCAAACACUUUAAGAGUUUGUCCAGAAUAAUCUCUGGAGCUUGCAAUGGCGAGAUUAAAAUUUGGAACUUAAUGAAUCGUCAGUGCAUCCGUACUGUACAAGCGCAUUCUGGUUUUGUCAGAGGGCUCUGUUCCAGAUUCUGUGGUACAUCCUUCUUUUCAGUUGGUGAUGAUAAGACCAUCAAGCAAUGGAAAAUGGAGGGUCCUUCAUUUGAGGAGCAAGAAGAACCAAUACACACAAUACUAGGCAAGACUGUUUACACAGGAAUUGAUCACCAUUGGAAGGAUGGUGUGUUUGCAACUUGUGGACAGCAGGUGGACAUUUGGGAUGAGCAGAGGACCAGCCCAAUCCGCUCGUUUACUUGGGGUGUGGACAGUAUCAGCAGUAUUAAAUUCAACCCAAUAGAGACUUACCUUCUUGCAAGCUGUGCUUCAGAUAGAAAUAUUGCUCUGUAUGACAUGAGACAGGCAACCCCCUUGAAAAAGGUAGUCAUGGACCUACGGACUAAUGCUAUAUGUUGGAACCCCAUGGAGGCCUUUAUUUUCACUGGAGCAAAUGAGGAUUACAAUUUAUACACAUUUGACAUGCGCUAUCUUGAUAGCCCUCUAACAGUGCACAUGGAUCACGUUUCAGCAGUACUUGACGUUGAUUACUCUCCAACAGGCAAAGAAUUUGUCUCGGCCAGCUUUGAUAAAUCCAUACGUAUUUUCCCUACAAACAAAGGGCAUAGCAGGGAGGUGUACCAUACAAAACGUAUGCAGCACGUGAUGUGUGUAAAGUGGUCUGCUGAUAACAAGUAUAUACUUUGUGGUUCUGACGAAAUGAAUAUCCGUUUGUGGAAGGCUAAUGCUUCUGAAAAGCUUGGUGUACUUUCACCAAGAGAAAAAGCUAGUUUGAACUACAACCAAAAACUGAAAGAAAAAUUCCAGCAUCACCCUCGCAUCAAACGCAUAGCCCGUCACCGCCAUUUGCCGAAAAUGAUUUACAAUCAGUCAAAGGAACUCCGUAUCAUGAGGGAAGCUCGUCGCAGAAAGGAACUAAAUCGUCGCAAGCACAGAAAACCAGGCUCUGUACCAUUUGUGUCCGAGAAGAAGAAGCAUAUUGUGGCUGUGGUAAAAUAGUUUUUCUCUGAGAAAAAAACAUUAAGCAUUGGAUAAGAUUACAGAAGUGAAUUUUGUUAAAACUCGAUGGGAGGUAAAAGUAGUGUUGCCUCAGUCUUGCAGAUACUUAUUUCAGAAAUUGUGAUAAACAUUGGAAAUACAUCUUCAUAAAUAAUUUUCUGUAUAAGCUGUUUCAAUGGACAUAUUUAAAUUAUCUGAAUAUAAAGUUUCUAGUAAUGUAUCAUGUGGAACUAAAACUAUGCCAACUAUCUAGCAAUGGAGAUAACCUUUUUAUAUUAUUAAAGCCUCUGUUCGAUAGCUUCGAGAAAUUCUAUUCCUAUCUAUUAAUGGUACUAAUAUUAA